Molecule: messenger RNA, 1934 nt
Organism: Drosophila biarmipes
Lineage: Eukaryota; Metazoa; Arthropoda; Insecta; Diptera; Drosophilidae
Product: coiled-coil domain-containing protein 174
Exons: 2
Coding region: 132-1862 (576 amino acids)
Cellular component (GO): nucleus
Source: RefSeq, a predicted model, not a curated record
UAAAUAAUCGCUCUCGGAUUUGUGGCGAUCCCGCCGCCUCAGGCACUUGCGGGCCAUCCAUUUCUUGCGCGUUACCACCUGGAAAUCCUCUCCAGAAUUCGACAUUCCAAAAGUUUACACUUUGCUAUGAAAUGAACGAUCCAAACAAAGCCAUCAGUGUAAACUUAUCCUCGCUGCUCAGCCUGAAGGCGGAACUCCUGCGGAAGCAGCAUGAGGUCAGGGUGGCCAAGGCCACGCAGGCGUCCACCACCGAUUUCCGGCCCAGCAAAAGCAGCAGCGACAAAGGAGAGUCCCAGGAUCGGGGCUACAAAAAGGUCGGGAGCAGCAACGAUGGCGCCAAGGUGUACGAGGCGGAGGACCAUGCCCAGCUGGACAAGUCGAGGCGUGUCCUGGAGGCCAAGAGCAAGUUCUACGACCGGAUGAGCCGCUCUGGCGGCACCCUCAACUCCGAUGACAACUGCCUCGUGAUGUUCAACCGCAAAAAGCAGGAGGCGGGCCAAGAGCAGCCCCCACCAAGGAGUUAUCAACGCCAGAGGCUGAGCAGCAGCAGUAGCAGCAGUUCCAGCGAUGACGACCAAGUCCAGGACGAUGACGAGGUGGAGUACACUGAUUGCCUAGGCCGCACCAGAAAGUGCCUUAGAAAGGACCUGAAGGAGGCCCAGAAACGCGACCGACAACUGGCGGAGAGCAUGCCAGAGCGCAUAGAUCAGACCAAGGCCAACUGGAUGAUAGAUACGAAAGGCAGUCGCAAUCAGGACGAUGCCCACAAAAGCGACAGUGACGACGAUGCCGAUUCCUGUUUUGGGCCACGACCCUCGGAGAGCGUCUUCAGCGAUGCCCUGUCCACAAUGACCAAGCACGAUGAGCAGCGCCUGAACUGGGAGCGCAAGGAAAUGGAAAAUGUCGACAAACCCGAUGUCCAUUACCAGGACGUAUUCUUCGACGAGGCACGCACCCACGGCGCUGGCUACUAUGCUUUUUCCACGGACGAAGAGGAGCGCAGAAAGCAACAGCUGGACCUUGAAACGGCGCGCAAGGAAACAACUGCGGAGCAGACGCGGCGGGACGAGAUGCGCGCCAAGCGGGACAGCCUCGUAGCCGAUCGCGUGCUUGCCGCCAAAAACAGGAUUCGAGCGCGCAACGGUUUGCCACCCAUCAGCAAGGAGCAGUACGAGCGGGAGGAGCAGCAAAAGAAGGCCGAAUCAGCGGCCGAAGCCGCAGAGCGAGAGCGGGAGGAGCAGGAAAAGAAGGCUGCCAUUGAGAAAGCGAAGGCCAAGAAGGAGGCUGAACUGGAGGAACUACGAAAGGAUCAUGUCCGUGAUUGGGACAAAGAUAAGCCUGGUGUGCGCAAGCGACGUGACUCAGAUGGCGACGAAUCACCCGAGGAGGAGUGGAACUACAGGGCCGAACGUCUGCCCAUGUCUCAGGAGGAGUGGAACGAGAAGCAGCGGGCCCAGCGGCAGAAAGAGUUUGCACCCAUGCCGGAGCAGGUUCCCCUCAAGCGCAGCAACUUUAGCAGCAUGCCACCGCCCCCAUCUCAGUCGUGGCACAGCGGCCAGGAGCCUGAGUUUCACAACUUUCACAGCACCAAACAGGAGAAGAAGUUUCAGCGGCGCAACUACACCACCUACCAGGAAGAUAACUACGAUGAAGAGCCCGGCACAUCCGUUCACGGCCAGGGUGCUGCAAUACCUCCACCUCCUGGACUGCACCUUUCUUCCCCACCGCCUGCAGCUAAACGGGCCAAAUCCCAGGCCGAACUCGAGCGAUCCAUCGAGGCUGGCCUGAAGUUCCUGCGCGAGAACUGCGACAAGGGCGUCAUGGGCAACAAAGCCACGUGGACGGCCAAGGCGGACUACUAACUUAAGGCAAGGCUUGUUACCCUUCAUUUAAAGUUUAUUACUUUCUGUAAAGAAUACUUUAGAAAAACACAA